UGUUUCGGGGAAGAAUCCAUAAUUCUGUUUAUUCUUUUCUUUCUCUCUUUCGGUUUCCUAUUACUUUUCCAACUCGCAAAAACGAAAAACUUAAAAAACUCCUUCCCAGUUACCCCUCCGUCCAAUGAAUCGAAAUCCCAAAAUCUUGUCAUUGGAACCCUAAUUUUUUUUUUCUCUCCGAGGAAAUUUCGAUGAACGAAACGCUUCCUCUUCCGCCGUCUCCUUCAUCCGACGGGGAAGACGUGUUCGACGGCGCGUGGUAUGGCAACAUCCAAUACCUUCUCAACAUCUCAACCAUCGGCCUUCUAUGUUGUGUCCUCAUCUUCCUCUUCCUCAAGCUCCGGAGCGACCACCGCCGCAUCCCCGGACCAUCUGCGCUCUUAGCUAAGCUCCUCGCCGUCUGGCACGCCACCGGCAGAGAGAUUGCCCGCCACUGCGGAGCUGACGCUGCCCAAUUCCUGUUAAUUGAAGGCGGCAGCUUCGCUGUCCUCUUAUCAGUCGCUGUUUUGGCUGUGUUCGUCUUGCUUCCGGUAAAUCUCUACGGCGGAACAGCACUAUUGGGCGAUCAGUUCUCCAAGACCACCGUAAGUCAUAUUAGUAAAGGUUCAGGGUUACUGUGGGUACAUUUUAUCUUCAUGGUUUUUGUUGUUAUUAUUGUUCAUUUUGGAAUGUCUGCUGUUGAAGAAAGAUUGAAAAUUACUAGGUUUAGAGAUGGGAAUGGAAAUUUAAGUGACCCGAACGUGAAUUCAACUGCGAUUUUCACGAUUAUGGUUCAGGGUUUGCCUAAGAGUUUAGGAGUUGACAAAAGUGUUUUGCUGGAGUAUUUUCAAUAUAGAUAUCCAGGGAAAGUUUAUAGGGUGAUUCUGCCUAUGGAUUUAUGCGCAUUGGAUGAUUUAGCUACUGAAUUAGUUAAAGUUAGGGAUGAAAUCACUUGGUUUGUGGCAAAAAUUGAUUCUCGUCUUUUACCCGAAGAAGAUGAAGAUGAUGGGAAUGGAGCUGAAGGGUUUUGGGGUAAGGUUCGUUGGUUGGGGAGGAAGGUGCAAUGUGUUUUGGAUCAGAUUAUGGAAAGAUUUGGGUUUACUGAUGAAGAGAAAUUAAGGAAGUUGCAGGAAUUGAGAGCUGAAUUAGAGACUGAAUUAGCAGCUUAUAAAGAAGGACGUGCACAGGGUGCUGGGGUUGCUUUUGUGAUGUUUAAGGAUGUAUACACUGCAAAUAAGGCAGUUCAAGAUUUUCGGAAUGAGAAAAAGAGGCGAUUUGGGAAGUUCUUCUCUGUCAUGGAAUUACGGUUGCAGAGGAACCAAUGGAAAGUUGAACGAGCCCCAUUGGCCACUGAUAUUUACUGGAACCAUUUGGGAUCGACAAAAUUAUCACUGAAACUGCGGAGAGUGUUUGUAAACACAUGUUUGCUGUUGAUGCUUUUGUUCUUCAGUUCUCCACUAGCAGUAAUCACUGCUGUGCAGAGUGCCGCACGGAUUAUUAAUGCUGAAGCAAUUGAUAAUGCACAGUUGUGGUUGGCUUGGGUGCAAAGUUCGAGCUGGCUUGCAUCCUUAAUCUUUCAAUUUUUGCCCAAUGUUAUUAUAUUUGUUAGCAUGUAUAUAGUGGUCCCUUCAGCCCUUUCUUAUCUUUCCAAGUUUGAGCGGCAUCUCACAGUAUCUAGUGAGCAAAGAGCAGCAUUGCUGAAGAUGGUUUGCUUCUUCCUUGUCAAUCUGAUCCUACUGAGGGCCCUCGUUGAGUCAUCAUUGGAAAAUGCAAUCCUACGGAUGGGUCGGUGCUAUUUGGAUGGAGAAGACUGCAAGAGAAUUGAGCAAUACAUGAGUGCCUCAUUCUUGUCAAGGUCUUGCCUUUCUUCUCUUGCAUUUCUAAUCACAUGUACAUUCUUGGGAAUAUCAUAUGAUCUGCUGGCUCCAAUUCCUUGGAUAAAGAAGAAGCUUCAGAAGUUUCGGAAGAAUGACAUGCUCCAGUUGGUCCCAGAAAACAGUGAGGAAUACCCAUUAGAAAAUCAAGACCUGAAUAGUCUUCGGAGACCGCUGAUGCCUGAAACUGUGUUUGACACUCCUAGGAUGAGUGAAAUUGACAUUGAGGGACAAGAUCUUUCUGUAUAUCCGAUCAGCCGAACCUCACCUAUACCCAAGCAGACAUUUGAUUUUGCACAGUACUAUGCAUUUAAUUUGACAAUAUUUGCCUUGACGAUGAUAUAUUCUUCAUUUGCUCCACUUGUGGUGCCAGUAGGUGCGGUUUAUUUUGGAUAUAGGUAUGUGGUUGAUAAGUACAACUUUCUGUUUGUAUAUAGAGUCCGGGGAUUUCCUGCUGGCAAUGAUGGAAGGCUGAUGGAUACAGUGUUGUGUAUCAUGCGGUUCUGUGUUGAUUUGUUCCUCCUUUCAAUGCUCUUAUUCUUUUCAGUCAAAGGAGAUUCCACAAAGCUGCAAGCCAUAUUUACAUUUGGAUUACUAGUAAUUUGCAAACUAUUGCCUUCUGAUAAUGAUAGCUUUCAACCAGCCCUUUUGGAAGGCAUGCAAAAUAUAGACAGCACUAUUGAUGGACCCAUUGAUUAUGAGGUUUUCUCACAACCCAGAUUUGAUUGGGAUACAUAUAAUUUAUGAUUAAGGCAUUGACACGUUCACCAAUUAAUUAAUUCACGAUUUGUGCAGCUCAUCUCUAUGGCUUUUAAGAAAGUCUUUUUUGUUUCUUUAAAUGUUUAAGCGUCCAUGUGUCUAUAAUAGUUCCUUUCUUUUUUUCUGUUUUUUUUUUACUAUUUGUUUUUGGUUUAUGGUACAAGAAUACAACUAACUAGAUAAUGGUUGACUUUUUGGUAAUGAAUAGAUCUUGACUAACAAUUGUGUGUCAAACGUCCUACAAUGUUGUUAUCCUACAUAAUUAUAUGCAGUCUUGCUUCCGAUUUAGUUUUUGCUAGUGGGCAUAUUUUAUCUGAAUAAAUACUUAAAUAGCUGCCUGGAGUAGCAUGGAAACAUUUUAACAGGAUGAUGUAGGCUAUUCAAUCUUCAUACCAUUUAACUACCUUGAACCUGGGAUCUGAGUUACAACAGUGAAGGAUGCUUAUAUGUCAGAAAUCCAGUUGUUAAAGCGUUAAAGCUUCUGAUAUAGGGGUUGGUUGGCAGGUUUUUGGGUCCUUGAUUGAUUGCAUUUUGUUUCAGACACAUGUAACAAGUUACAUUUUGUAGCAACAUAUUGAUUAACUUUGCAUCGUCUGAGAUCAUCCAUUCUUGUUGAUUAUAAUGAAUUGAAAAUUUCAAAUCACGUUCUGCAUUUGUUAUUCAGUUCCCUGGGAUAUAUGCAUUUACAAGCAUUAGGCUAGGAAAGUUUUAAAUUUCAGUCUGUAGAGUGCAAAGAUUCAUGGAAAGUUACAUGCACCCAUGAACAUGUGAGUUUAUGGAUCGUAGUUCUGACUGAUGGUGUGCGUACCCUUCAGAAUAUGACUCAUGAUUGAUAGUCCAAUUGGAACAAAGAAAUGCACAUUACAAUCUUGUGUAUGUGGUGUGUUAUUUUGUGAUCUCUCAUUAAAUUUACUGCAGUCUGACGUGGUAUCCUCAGAAAUCCAUGGCUUGUAUUCCUCAUUUUUGCACAAGUACGAAUUGUUCCCCGGAGUAGUAAACUAUUAGGUUGAGAAAAGAGUGUCAUAUCAAGCAAUUAUAUGAACAUGCAUAGAAAGGAUUGUAAAAUGCAGAAUCAACCACGUUUGUGGAGUUUCACAUCAUGUUGGUGAUGUGCAUCAAUCUGUUCAUUGAGUUUCCAAGCCAUAAAUCCAACUGCUAAAGAACUCAACCUGGAAUUCUAAUAGGUUCUGAUGGUAUCCCGGUGCGUAAAAUUUAUGAAUGAACACUUAUCUGUUCUCUCUUUGUUCUGUGGAUGUUUUGACCUUGGCUUGUACAAUAAACAAAACUGUAGACGCAGGAGGGGGGUUGGGUUCCAUCACCUGCACCUUUUAUCCUUCUCAAGUCUUUUUCCCUCUUCCUCUUUCUAGGCAUGCCUAACUGGAAGAGAGUUGCUUCUGAGUGCUUGCAUUUAGUCAGUUUUCUAUUUAAUUGUAGAUGCAAAAUUGGGGUGUUAAUGCUGCCUAACCUCAUCUUGGUACGGGAAAGAGAUCCAUCUAUUUGUUGGCUAGGAUCAACCUGGUUACCUGUUAGGCAGGGAAAAAUGAAUACUAAAAGAAAGGCAGGCUAAUUUCCCUUCACUUCCUUUGGGAAAUGGAGACGUAUGAAUUUGGGGAUCUGGAAGCCUGUUGAUGUAGAAAGUCUGAAAGGUGUGAAAGGGAAUUCAACAUUCUUUCUCAUGUCAGCCUUCAGCAGUUCUUAGAUCGUGAUUCAUAUUGCAGAGAGUAGUUCUUUCAUUUAUUUUCUUACAAUGAUUAUCACGAUAUUUGCCACUAAACAAGAAAAGCUAGCAUAUUAUCAAAAGCGGAAAACAGGGCUCAAAGUACCCGAUAAUACAUGCUGCAAACGUGACUUUUGAGUAUUCAUGGCCAUAUGGGAGUUUUGAUUAGAAGCCUUGUAUUUGUCAGAGCAGAAUGGUAUAUGUAUGAGAUAAUGAGAAAAUAUAUGUGAAAGAAUCAAACUAGAUAAUUCCUGAAAUGGGAGGAGAAAAGUUCCAUGGGAGGAAACUUGGAUGAAAUUAUUUGUAGGCAAAGAUGAGAAAUGGAGGAAAACUAGGAGAUCAAUGCCAACUAGUCAAGAGUCUAAAGAACUGUCCUACUUCUACUCUUAGCCAAGCAAAUGGAACUUCUCCUUCACUUGUGCUAGGUCUGCAACCCGAUGCGGCGUCACUGAUCAGUAAUCCCUCUCUCUCUCUCUCUUGUCUUGGGGUGGCUAGUCUUUAAAUUAAAGAACGGUUUUUAUUUAUUGCCAUUUGAAUGAGAGAUUAAUAAAUAAGUCACAAGUUACUGUGUUUUGCUUGUGACUGCGAUUUUGUUUUUGCUUCUUUCUUUGGAGAAGAAGGCAGGAGAGAGAACCAUGCAGCAUUUACCGGUUAAAAGCAACCUUCUUCAUUCAAAUUCAGAGACGACCAACAUUGUCUUUGGAGGUGACGAGCAGCCCCUUUGCCCGAAACCUCGCCGCCUUGGACCUCCCAUUCCUGAGGUUCUCAAGCCCCUCAGAUGCAGCAAACACAGCCAAGCCAAUACUGAUGGGAGAAGUGGAGUUCUGAACAUGAUCGCUGAGAAGACAGGUGAUGGAAGAGAAUCAGCAGCAUGCACCGGCUGCUCUCCAUCCUGUUAUUCAGGUUCUCCUCCGGGAAGAACAGGUAAUCCCUUGGUUCACGACGUGCACUUCAUUCAUCAAAUGGAGCUUCUUUCACCCUUCACUCGCACCAAGCUUUCAGAUAAAUUUGGCAUCACCUCUGCCUCUCCCGUUUGAGCAUCAGAAAUGGUCCACAGCAGCAAGCCCUUGAAAUGGGAUUUCUUGCAGUGGAAGCACCCUUCUUUUGUGGGGUUUUUUUUGGUAUCCUAACUCUAGUACUACUAUGUCUUCUUUUUCUAAUGUAAUUGUGGGAUUUUUUCUUUGUAAAUAUCAUGAGUUGAAAUGGUAUCAGAAUAUCAGAUGUUUCUUGUACAUGUAUAGUGUUAUCAUCAUCAGGCAAUGGUUUCAGAUUUCUUAA
Theobroma umbraticum is the source of this 5607-nucleotide messenger RNA. RefSeq lists its product as uncharacterized. Lineage: Eukaryota; Viridiplantae; Streptophyta; Magnoliopsida; Malvales; Malvaceae. The record is from RefSeq and is a predicted model, not a curated record.